AUGGCAUCAGUUGAGUGCGCGGUACGUAUGAUGCUCAUGACGGAGUGCGAAACCGAGGGAACUGUAGCCAUAGGAAGCCGCAAUGUCUAUCGGUGGGGCGGCAGCGAGACGUUGGUGGACUACUUGAGCCGGAUUUAUCCACGGUCUACUUCAAGCAAUGCGUCUAAAGAUCCCGUUGACCUCAAGAAUCUCAGAUGCCACGUUCUGGCUAGGGAUGCUGGUGUGAAAAUCCAGCAUACCGAGAAGCUAUCAGAUCACCUGAACCUAGCAUGCCGCCCCAGGACCAAGGUGCUCUUGGUUUUCUCUCAUAAGGCAUUCCUCGAACACAGCCUGGAGAUAGUGAAAGCGACCCGCCCGGAUCUGAGCCAUACUAACCACGACGCAUUGGCACUAGGCUGUCUACCCGCAAAGCUCAUCGACGAGACGCUGAGAACUUACAAUCUGCUUUUCCCGCUGAUUGGAAGCACCAAGUCUCAGAAACUGUGGAAAGGCUGGGUCAAGCGCGAAAACUUGGACCCAAGUCUCUUGAAAGCCUCCUCUGGCCUCUCCAAGAAGGGCACACCACGAACAUUACACGAUCUCUACGAGGAUUUCCCAUACUGGGCCCCCCAGUUGGCCCGUCUGCUGGAAGAAGUCGAUGAUCCGACUCCGACUACUCGGUGGGAGAGAUACGCAGAGCGGAGAAAGUCUCACCGACAUACGUACAAGUGCGCCAUCGCCGCGCUCGUGGUGGCUGCCGUCUCGGGGACGCUGGCGACAUUGUUGGCAGCUGUUCAGGUGUGGAUAUCGUACUGUGAUUGGGACAAGAAUACCAACAAGACACUAUGUUAA
Molecule: messenger RNA, 831 nt
Organism: Colletotrichum fioriniae
Lineage: Eukaryota; Fungi; Ascomycota; Sordariomycetes; Glomerellales; Glomerellaceae
Source: RefSeq, a predicted model, not a curated record